This is a messenger RNA of Phyllopteryx taeniolatus (common seadragon), 5534 nucleotides long. Its product is annotated as FERM, ARHGEF and pleckstrin domain-containing protein 1-like. Gene Ontology annotation, cellular component: cytoskeleton. The record is from RefSeq and is a predicted model, not a curated record. NCBI's taxonomy places the organism in Eukaryota, Metazoa, Chordata, Actinopteri, Syngnathiformes, Syngnathidae. Bases 489 to 4892 code for a protein of 1467 amino acids. The transcript is spliced from 28 exons. Gene Ontology annotation, molecular function: guanyl-nucleotide exchange factor activity; cytoskeletal protein binding.
UUGUAUUAUUUGUGUUCUUUUCAAUUACAAAACAAUAUAAAAUUACUAUCAUUUAUUUAUUUAAAAAACGGAGCUGGUACGUUAUAACGAUGCGACAAUCAUGCCGUCAUAAAGGCGCACCCGAGUAGUGUUCAAAAACCAUAGACUCGACAGACCCUUUUAUACUGUGUGCCUACGGUAACGCUAAGCUAGAAGGGUAAAAGUUUAAGUGCAUUCUAUGUGUGUGAACGGCAAGAAAGCCUGAAGACCAAGGAUGCCGGUACAUUGUGCUUCAUACGGUUACACACAACGCUGUACAAUCACAACAAGGGAACUGGAAAUAACCUUUCACAGGUGGCACGGUGGACAUCUGGUUAGAGUGUCUGCCUCACAGUUCUGAGGACCGGGAUUCAAGCCUCGGCCCCGCCUGUGUGGAGUUUGCAUGUUCUCCCCAUGCAUGCGUGGGUGCAGACGGGAACAGAUCGAGAGCAGCAGCCACGAUCCUCGCCAUGGUCGAACCAGCUGACAGACCAUCCACGGCCGGCCAGAGGCUCGGCGCUCCCGACAGCUUCGGGGUGUCCACCCUGGAGCCUGGCCUGCAUCUGCCUGCACAGGCACCAGGAAGAAAAGUUUCUAUCAGGGUGCAGAUGUUGGAUGACACACAGGAAGUCUUCCAGAUAUCACAACGCUCCCUCGGCAAAGUGUUGUUCGACCUUAUUUGUGUCCAUCUGAAUCUGGUGGAGGGAGACUAUUUUGGGCUGGAGUACCAGGACCAACGCAAGAUGACUGUGUGGCUGGACCUGCUGAAACCAACGCUGAAGCAGAUCCGACGGCCAAAGAACACCAUUCUUCGUUUCGUGGUCAAGUUCUUUCCUCCUGACCACACGCAGAUCAUGGAGGAGCUGACUCAGUAUCUGUUUGCUCUGCAGAUCAAGCGCGAUCUGGCCUGCGGUCAUCUCAUCUGUAACGACUCGAGCGCCGCCCUGAUGGUCUCCCAUAUCAUUCAGUCGGAGAUAGGAGACUUUGAUGAGACCCAGAGCUGGCAGCAUCUCCUCCACAAUAAAUACCUGCCAGACCAAGACGCCAUCCGGGACAAGAUCACUGACUGCCACCGCAAGCAUGUCGGACAGACUCCUGCAGAGUCAGACUACCAGCUGCUGGAAAUCGCCCGCCGUCUUGAAAUGUAUGGCGUUCGUCUGCACCCGGCAAAGGACCGCGAGGGCACCAAACUCAGCUUGGCUGUGGCACACACUGGUGUACUAGUGUUCCAGGGGUACACAAAAAUAAAUGCCUUCAACUGGUCCAAGAUUCGCAAACUCAGCUUCAAACGCAAACGGUUUCUUAUCAAGCUGAGAGCUGACCCCGCUCAAAGCGGUCACCACGACACGCUGGAGUUUGCCAUGGCCAGCAGGGACUGCUGCAAGAUCUUCUGGAAGAUUUGUGUCGAGUAUCACGCCUUCUUCAGACUCUUCGAAGAGCCCAAGCCCAAACCCAAGCCCAUCCUCUUCACCAGAGGAUCCUCAUUCCGUUUCAGCGGUCGGACGCAGAAGCAGAUAAUUGAUUAUGUGAAAGAUUCUGAGCUAAAAACGGUUCCGUUUGAAAGGAAGCACAGUAAGAUUCUGUCCAGUAGCAGCAUGCACCAUCAGUCCUCUUUCUUCAGAUCGCAAGUGCCAAUUGAGAAUGUCAGAUCUAUACCAUUAGAAGAUCUACCGGACUCGGCUGGACAAAUGGACUCUAACAGUGCACAGGAACCACCAGGGGCCACGUCUGCCACCAACGGUUUCCGUGAUAACCCCGUCGCUCCCGGGUCAGAUCUCAGACAGAACCACAAAGGCGUGGGCUCUCCGCCGGACCAGCGUCUCCUCAAUCCAGGUCCAUCCUGCAGGGCAAACAAAGGCAGCAGUUCUUCCAUCCCUUAUAUAGACUGCAGCGACGUAGACAGUGAAUGCGAUGUCACAAAGAGCAGCACAGGGAAUGGCAGCAAUGACGAGCAGCCCAAUAAGCACACAGGUUGUAACACUUCUAAUGGAGGCCCAAAUGGUAGUUUGUUCAGGCAUGUUAAUGGCUUCUACCACACUAAUCGUCCUGGGCUCAUGCAACAGCAGGAUAUAAAGGGUCAACAGCAAGGUAUGCUGGGUAACAGAAAUGGCAGCAACCAGUCGCAGUCCAGCAAGGUUAAUGGUAGCCACGAGAUCAACGACGAUGACAGUUCGUCAAAUAAUCACAGCGGUUCUUACCAUGGUCGCCUGCCGCUCCAUAGCACGCUGCUGGACGAGAUCUUUCAGGGUUGUGAGAAGCGAGCGGUGCCGCCGGGACGCCCGUUUGAAAUGGGCACUCAAAGCCAGUGCUCAAGUCCGGUGAUGAGCAGCUUCCACCAGCGCACAACCUCGCUCGGUCACGGCGAAGUAAUAAACGGUCACCCUCGAUGGGAUGACGCCGGGCAUUAUUUCAGUAAGCGUCCCGGGGCUGUCCCUGUCGAGGCGACCGCUGUCCCGCCGCCCAACCACUACGGCAGCUACUCACCCAUUAAAGUCCUCUCCAACCGUAUGCCAGCACAUUUGGCCAAACAGUGCAACAACAACAUGCGUAAUCGCUCCGAUACAGAUCCGUUCAUUCUCAGCCAACUCACAUCCACACCCAUCUCCCAAACAAGCCCGCAUCACACCUGGCUGCAUGCCCAGACCCCUUGUUCAGCCCCACUGGAGCGAAGAAUGAUCAUAACUAAUGGUAAUCAUACCAGGAACCCUCUGGUUCCAGGUCAGACACGCUCCAGUACAGUGCAGCCCUUGUUUGGCCACCGUGGCAGACCUGCAGCUCAGGACAAGCAUAACAAUCUAAACCAGCCGGUUCAAAUGAUAGACGGGUCCACGAGUAGCGGCAGCGACACCAGUGACUCGGAGUCCGACACCGGCAGCAGCGCGUAUGCCCACCCGCUAAUGUUCGGCAAUCCUGCCGCUGUCAGCUCCAUGAAUUCGGUCAACUCCAACGGCGGGAACUCGUCUCCACUUCCCCGCUGUAAAUUCUCUUUCGGGAGUCUCCGGCUGGAGGACGCCAAUGAUGGAGAGGUGGAGCAAGGAAGUCCUGCUUCAAUUCCUGCCUCCCCACUGAAAAGUCACCACCCGGGGCUGAACGCUCACGGCAUUCUGAACGGAGAGGUUGUCGGUGUCUGCUUGGUGGCCCCAAGUCAGCUGUCACCUCUCACAAGCCCUCUUCUCGCUGACGCUGGAUACGUGCGAAAUGAUGAUGAAGAUGAGGCCAGGAGGAAGAAGUUUCCCACAGACAAGGCCUACUUCAUCGCAAAGGAACUGUUGACCACUGAGAGGACAUACCUCAAAGAACUGCAGGUCAUCACUGAGUGUUUCCACAGUAUUGCAGAGAAAGAUGAAGAAGCAUUUCCAGUCACUGUUAGGAACCUGAUAUCAGCAAACUAUGAUCCCAUCCACAAGUUUCACAAGGGCUUCCUGAAGGAGGUGGAGACGAGACUGGCACAAUGGGAGGGUCGAUCCAAUGCACACAUUAAGGGAGACUAUCAACGAAUCGGUGAUGUUCUGUUGAAGAACAUUCAGAGUCUGAGGCAGCUGACGACUCAUCUGCAGAAGCAUUUGGAGUGUCUGGUGGAGCUGGAACGAGCUUGUCGGUCCAGUCGCAAGGCGGAGGCUCUGUGUGGAGAACUGGAGCAGCAAAGGGUGUGCUACCUCCCCUUCAACAUUUUCCUCCUACGGCCGCUCCACCGCCUGCUGCACUACAAACUGAUCCUGGAGAGGCUCUGCAAGCACUACCCGCCCACCCAUGACGACUUCAGGGACUCCAGAGCGGCCCUGGCGGACAUCACAGAGAUGGUGCUGCAGCUGCAAGGCGCCAUGAUGAAGAUGGAGAACUUUCAGAAGCUUCUUGAGCUGAAGAAAGAUCUGACUGGCAUCGACAAUCUGGCCAUCCCCGGCAGGGAGUUCAUCAGACUUGGAUGCCUCAGCAAACUCUCGGGCAAAGGCCUCCAGCAGAGAAUGUUCUUCCUGUUUAGCGAUUCCUUGGUGUACACUAGUCGGGGGAUGACCCCAUCCAACCAGUUCAAAGUCCAUGGCCAGCUACCCCUCUUUGGCAUGACGGUAUUCCACUGUGUUGCUGAAAAUACCGUCGAAAUGGACUUUUAUUUGACAAUAAAGGCUUUUGUUUUAAUUUUUGGCAACAUUCUGGUAUUGGAUUUCUCACACGUGUAUGUCCAGAUUACCGAAAGUGAAGAGGAGUGGGGAGUCCCUCAUUCUUUCACCCUGUUUGGACAACGACAGUCAGUGGUGGUGGCGGCCAGUUGUGCAGCCGAGAUGGAGCGGUGGGUAGAAGACAUCAGGAUGGCCAUUGACCUCGCCGAGCAGAGCAACGGCCUUCACAUGGAUCUGCUCUCCACCAGCCCCUCCGAUAAGAAGCUGCUGGACGAAGGUGGAGCCGAGCACGAGUCCGAGGAGGAGCUUUGUGGCUCGCGCUCGUCUCUGGAGCGCCAAGCUCAGCGUGGUAACACCACAGUGCACGUGUGCUGGCAUCGCAACACAAGCGUUUCCAUGGUGGACUUCAGUAUUGCUGUGGAGAAUCAGCUCUCAGGGAACUUGCUGAGAAAGUUCAAGAACAGUAAUGGCUGGCAGAAACUCUGGGUGGUCUUCACCAACUUCAGCCUCUUUUUCUACAAAUCACACCAGGACGACUACCCUCUGGCCAGCCUUCCUUUGCUAGGCUACUCCGUCACCAUCCCAUCCGAGUCGGAGAACAUCCACAAGGACUAUGUCUUCAAACUUCACUUCAAGUCCCACGUCUACUACUUCAGAUCGGAGAGCGAGUACACGUUUGAACGGUGGAUGGAGGUGAUCCGCAGUGCCACCUGCUCCGUCAGCCGAUCCCUGCCAAGCGCCAGGAAAGACCUUUAUUGAUGAGAAACUUCCCUGGGUAAAGAUCUGGACUCUAUGCUGCAUUCAAGCCAUAAAGACUUAAAAUACACACCAAAUCAUGCCACUUUGCACUAAUAAAUAUCUGCAAUUAAUUCUCUUCACUUCCACUUUCCAGACACACACAUACCACUUGGGAAUUUCUUCACCGCCACCAUUCACUUUAUUCACAGCUUUCUUGUAUCCAUGAAAUUUUACAGUUUCUCUCUUUCUGGCAAUGGUUUUGUUCACCCGCGCAGACUCCCAUCACAAACCCAACUGAACCAUUUGACAUUUACCACAAGUGUUUGCUGUCCGAAAUCAUUUUAUGCACACAUUAAAGAUUAAAAUGUACAAAAUGUGGGUGCAUGAGGAUUUUUCACCAGGAAUGGUUUUAUUUUGUGACAAUCUAAUAUACAAUAAUGCAGUGCCAUUUUCAAAUGCAACACAUCUUGCUCCCUAGUUUUGCAGCAACCUUUUGUACAGUACUUCGAAACACUGUGAAAUGAUCUGCUUUGCUUGAGUCUUCAUUUAUUUUCCACAUUUUUGUCUCUCAUUUAUAUGGAUAACCUUCCAAAGGAUUUUUCUUCUACAAACCCGACAUUUUUCUAUUCUUAAUAAAGAUGACAACAAUCUGUUUGUAUUCAA